This is a messenger RNA of Dibothriocephalus latus, 645 nucleotides long. Lineage: Eukaryota; Metazoa; Platyhelminthes; Cestoda; Diphyllobothriidea; Diphyllobothriidae. The record is from the annotation of a GenBank genome assembly.
AUGGCUGAGAUGUUUGACAUUCCAAUGGAUCGUAGGUGCCUUAACAACUGCGAAUGGAUUAGGAAGGCCGUAGAAUGUGAAGGCGUCCAGGCACGCAACAUUAUAAAGUAUAAUGUACCUAUAAAUGACAAACAGGCAUUUUUGCCGGCAUUCCUACAGGAAUACCGCUGCAUGCAGGGAAAGGCCUCGCCUCCUGUGAUGCGUACGCGUACGCCUUCCGACAGACGCAGUGGACCAGCAAAAAUCAGUGUACUGCAAACACUCUACACCUGCUCCUUUAACGCGACGACACUAGUCGAAGUCAUUAUGAUCCUGAAACACAGUGAACACGACUUCAAGGCGCUCAUUGAGAAGAUGAGUCUCCUGCGUCGUUACGAAUCUUCUGCGGUGGAAAACAGACCGCAGUGUUUAGCAUGGGAUGAACGCAAAAUCUCUCCGGGUAAACCUAUUAUGCAUCGCGUUCUGGCUGAGGGUAGUAGUCACGGUGGCCAAACCUCGUUGAUUACGGCCUCUCCGGCAAUGACUGCACGUACACUGGCCACCGACGAAGAUGACUUCGAUUUUGGGACUAGCGGUCCCGCGACCGGUCGUCGUGAACCCGCCCGAUGUGGAAAGACGAACCCAAUUGACAUUGCUGUCGGUCGA